AUGCCAAACACAGAUCACUACAUUCUCAAACGCAGCGGUUGGCUCUUCCUACUCGUCUUCACCCAUCUCUCAGCAUCUUGUCUCCGCACCAUCCUCGACCGCACCUUUCUCGUCGCCGAUUUCGACAACUAUCCUCCCUCAUCUUACAUGUGCGAUCAUGAGCACUUUUGUUAUCAUUGUCGAAGGAAGAGUCAGAAAUGGGAAGAACGAGCGAAGACCGAAGGAAUCAAGACACCUUUUGGGACUGUUCUAUUCAAGGAUGAAGAUGAGGAUGAGCAGACCACGGCUAUUAUUGAGAAUGGGAUUGUGGGGGGUGUUUUGAUAAUAGGGUGUGCGGGGCUGUGGAAGACGAGGGGGGUUUGGGGGUGGUGGGUGGUUCCAACGGGGCUGGGGCUUUGGGCGACUUUUUUUGCGGACUUCUUUUGGGUGUUGGAGAAGGCGGUGGAGAAGUUGGAAGAGUCAGGGAUGUUUGAUGAUGAUAAGGAGAGUGAGGAGGAAAGCGAGGAUGAAGAUGAGGAAGAUGAGGAAGAUGAGGAAGAUGAGGAAGAUGAGGAAGAUGAGGAUGAUGAGGUUGAUGAGGUUGAUGAAGACGAGGAUAAUAAUAUGCUACCCCCUCUCUUAUGGGUAAAUGAUUGA
Botrytis byssoidea is the source of this 636-nucleotide messenger RNA. RefSeq lists its product as uncharacterized. NCBI's taxonomy places the organism in Eukaryota, Fungi, Ascomycota, Leotiomycetes, Helotiales, Sclerotiniaceae. The record is from RefSeq and is a predicted model, not a curated record. Bases 1 to 636 code for a protein of 211 amino acids. The transcript has a single exon.